CGCCCCCGUCGCCGCCGAUUCCCCUGGCUGGUUGGCAGCGGCCGGGCUCGCGUCGCGUCGCGCCGCGCCGUCCUCCGCUCUCCGUCCCUCACGUGGCCCGCCUCGCUCCCCGCCCGCCGCCGCCAUGUCGCCGGUGCGGGCCGUGCUGGCGCUGCUGGCCGCGCUCUGGGCCCCGGCGGCCGGCUACUUCGUCAGCAUCGACGCGCACGCCGAGGAGUGCUUCCUCGAGCGGGUCCCGUCCGGCACCAAGAUGGGGCUCAUCUUCGAGGUGGCCGAGGGCGGCUUCCUCGACAUCGACGUGGAGAUCACAGGCCCUGAUAACAAGGUUAUUUACAAAGGAGAUAGAGAAUCCAGUGGGAAAUAUACCUUCGCAGCUCACAUGGAUGGAACGUAUAGGUUUUGCUUCAGCAACAGAAUGUCCACCAUGACUCCGAAGAUAGUGAUGUUCACUAUUGACAUUGGAGAAGCUCCGAAAGGGCAGGAUAUGGAGACAGAAGGUGGUGGAGAUACCUGGGAUGCUCAUCAGAACAAGCUAGAAGAGAUGAUUAAUGAAUUAGCAGUGGCCAUGACAGCAGUCAAGCAUGAACAGGAAUACAUGGAAGUCCGUGAAAGGAUACAUCGAGCAAUUAACGACAACACAAAUAGCAGAGUGGUCCUCUGGUCGUUCUUCGAAGCCCUUGUACUAGUUGCCAUGACACUGGGACAGAUCUACUACCUGAAGAGGUUUUUUGAAGUCCGGAGAGUUGUUUAAUCAAACUUGGCUCCCAGUUCCCUUUCCAGUGAUCCCAGACUCUGUCCACUCUUUACCAAACAACUUCAUUGCAAAAAUCACGUAGUUUUCUUUAUCCCCGCAUCCCGAACUAUAAAACUUAAGUUUUAAUGUCUUCUUAGCUUAAUUUUGUUUUUGUUUUGAAAUGAGGGGAUGCCUGCUGUGAGUUAUUUUCUGAAAUUGGAAGACUGUCUCUCACAAGCCAAAAUGAGUUCAACCAAAAUGACAGGAGUUAGUUGGAAAACAGUACCAUUGCUUGUCUUAACUCUUGAUUCUUUUCUCUCUUUGUUUCUUGAUUUUUUUGUAGCAAAAUGCAGGGUUUUUUUGCCUAGGGGAAAUGGUACAAGGCUUUUUCAUAAUAGCGUUUAAACCUGUGGAGAAGAUUCUCUAACUCGAUCAGUGGAUUUCCUCUCUACUUUCACAUAGGAGAAGAAUUUUGGUGUACCCCAGUCCUGGCAGUGCUUCCACAAAAA
Molecule: messenger RNA, 1242 nt
Organism: Candoia aspera
Lineage: Eukaryota; Metazoa; Chordata; Lepidosauria; Squamata; Candoiidae
Gene: TMED2
Product: transmembrane p24 trafficking protein 2
Exons: 5
Coding region: 125-751 (208 amino acids)
Biological process (GO): intracellular protein transport; endoplasmic reticulum to Golgi vesicle-mediated transport; Golgi organization
Cellular component (GO): Golgi apparatus; endoplasmic reticulum; endoplasmic reticulum-Golgi intermediate compartment
Source: RefSeq, a predicted model, not a curated record